AUGUGGAACGACCGCUAUAACUCAGAUGAUCAACGUAGGUACGCACCGCCGCCUGGACCACCGGGAGAUUCAGGAUACGGAUUUCCGUCGCCAGACUUCCCACAUACGUCGCGCGACUACAAUCCGGCGUAUUUACCGCAUCCCGGAGCACCCCCCAGAGGCCCGUUUGCGCCGCCGCCAGGGCCGCCUCCUGGUAUGUCAGGAUACCCGGGAGAAGAACACCAUCUGCACCACCACCACCAUCAUCAUCAUCACGAAGGAGGAUUUGCACCUCCACCAGGCCCGCCUCCUGCCAUCCCCCCCAGGCCGUUGUCCAACUCAUAUGCGCCACCACCAGGUCCUCCUCCUCCACAUCACUACGCUCCCCCUCCCGGUGCUCCUCCGGGACAAUACGGCCCGCCGUCUAGUCAGUAUGGAUCACCCCUAGGUCCUCCUCCUAGAUCGUAUGGUGGAUAUGCGCCGCCGACCGGUCCUCCUCCUAGGCCUCCAGUUGAGCACCAGCGUUAUGGGCCGGUAUUUGAGGGGCAGGACCACUCCAGACAACAGCCUUUUUUCCAAUACUCGCAGUGUACCGGGAAAAGGAAGGCUCUAUGCAUUGGUAUUAACUAUAUUGGUCAAUCUGCGGAGCUCCACGGAUGCAUUAAUGAUGCACACAACAUGAGACGUUUUCUUAUCAACGAGUACGGAUAUCGGGAGAAUGACAUCGUCAUGCUCACUGACGACCAGGCGGAUCCACGAUCAAUCCCGACUAGAGCCAACAUGAUCGAUGCAUUACAAUGGCUUGUGCGCGGUGCGCAGCCACACGACUCGCUCUUUUUGCACUACUCCGGUCACGGUGGUCUUACGAAGGAUCUUGACGGAGACGAAGAGUCUGGGUAUGACGAGGUGAUCUAUCCUGUGGACUUCCAAGCAGCGGGACAGUUGGUAGAUGAUGAUCUGCACAACAUAGUUGUCAAGGCCCUCCCACCUGGAUGCCGCCUGACUGCUAUCUUCGACUCGUGUCACUCCGGAUCGGUUUUAGAUUUGCCAUACAUGUAUAAUCAUGAGGGGAAAAUCAAAGAGCCCAAUCUGGCCGCAGAAGCUGCUCAAGGAUUAUUAGGUGCCGUCAGUUCUUACGCACGAGGGGACAUUAUGGACGCAUUUGGCUCUAUUUCAGGAAUCGUGAAAGGGGUGUCGGGCUUUCAUAGUGGUGCUCGGGAGAGGAAGCAGCAGACUAAGACGAGUCCUGCCGAUGUGAUUUGCUGGGGUGGCUGCAAAGACCAACAGACUAGCGCAGACACAUUUGAGGGAGGCCAGGCAGUAGGCGCAAUGAGCUAUGCCUUUAUAAGUGUCUUGAGCCAAAAUAAGCACCAGAGCUAUCAACAGCUACUCGUCAACGUUCGCGAGGUUUUAUACGGAAAAUACAGCCAGAAACCACAGCUAUCGAGCUCUCAUCCCAUGGACACGAAUUUGAUGUUCAUUUGUUGA
This is a messenger RNA of Fibroporia radiculosa, 1467 nucleotides long. RefSeq lists its product as uncharacterized. Lineage: Eukaryota; Fungi; Basidiomycota; Agaricomycetes; Polyporales; Fibroporiaceae. Gene Ontology annotation, biological process: proteolysis. The coding region runs from base 1 to 1467 and encodes 488 amino acids. Gene Ontology annotation, molecular function: cysteine-type endopeptidase activity. The record is from RefSeq and is a predicted model, not a curated record. The transcript is spliced from 18 exons.